UGGCUGUACCUACCAUGUUAAGAGAGCUGAACACAGCUGCCCGAGCUAGCGCUCAAUGCAAUCGGAGACGACUCAACUACAAAUAAAGUCGGGCGCGCGGUGUGAGGGGAUCUAUAAUGGAAGAGGGUUCGGUUUUGACGGGGGCAGGCGAUGGGAAGGCGAGUGACAGCCGCAGCAGCUUGGUGGUGGAGAUCGAGACGAUGGACAAGAUGCCGGAGCACUAUAGUGGUGGUGAAGCCAACGAGAAGCUGCUGGAGGUGUCAGCAGGGUUUGGCUUGUCGAGAAUCAUGGAGAAGGGCAGUUGCGGCAGCUGGGUGAUGGAGAUGGAGGAGAUGCGCGCGGACGCCAACCCCUUGGUGGAGAGCGCGCGGUGGAGUCGGCACUCCAUCUAUCGGGUGCCGCAGUUCAUGAAGAACAUGACCAAUAGCGAGGCGUACAGCCCUCGGUUCGUGUCACUGGGGCCCUUGCACCAUGGCGAGCCCCAUCUCCUGCCCAUGGAGGAGCACAAGCGCCGGGCCGUGCUGCACAUGGUCAACCGGUGUGGGAAGCCUGUGCAGGAGUUUGUGGCAGCCAUCGAUGAAGUCGCAGAUGAGCUCCAGGCUGCCUACAGUGACCUGGAUGAUGAGAAAUGGCGUGGAGCAAACAAGGGUCGCUUUGUGGAGAUGAUGGUUAUGGAUGGCUGCUUCUUGCUGGAGUGGUUAUGGUCAGGAUUAGCCGCCGCGCUAAAUGUAAAUGUUCAGGCGCUUGAUUACGCGACCAACGACCCGGUCUUCAGUGUGGGAGGGUUUAAUAAAUUGUGGGCAACUAUACGGAGAGACAUGAUCGCUAUGGAAAACCAACUACCUCUAGUCAUUCUGCAGAAGCUUUUAGCUGUUAGUGGCAAAUUCCUGAAAGCUAGAGAGAUCAACGGUAUGCUGCUAGCUCUUUCGGGUGUCGACCCAAGCUUUGGUGAAGGCAUGGACGAGCUAGGACUUCACUUACUAGACAUUUUUCACAAAAGCUACUGUGGCACCACUCCACCAUGGAAACCAUCCGAUAAACAUGAGACUCGCAUGCCAUGCGCGGUUGAGCAGAGCGAGGCAGGAAUCCAGUUCAGGAAGAGUAACAUGGAAAACAUCCAUGACGUUGGCUUCAAAAACGGCGUGCUGAGCAUGCCCCUGUUCGAAGUUAACGACGAUACGGAGGCAGAGUUGCUCAACCUGAUGGCAUUUGAGUGGCUGCACCCUGAUGCCAAUUCCUACAUGCGGUGGUACAUAGCCUUUGUGGAUAAAAUUAUCGUGUCAGAAAGAGAUGCGGCUCUUCUAAGAUCCCAAGGGAUCAUUGCAAACAUGGUAGGCAGCGACAAGAAGGUGGUCGAGAUGUUCAACACCCUCACAAAGUUAGCAGUGGCGCCAGAGCCAGACAGCAAGCUAGGCGAGGUGAUUUGGAUGGUAAACAGCCACUGCGAGAAGCGACGGAACAAGUGGCGAGCCAGCUUCAUGAACACUUACCUGAGCAACCCUUGGGUGUUCACCUCCAUGGUGGCUGCCUUCAUUUUACUCGUCGUCGCCCUCCUGCAGACCGUCUACACGAUUGUUCCGUUCUACACCAGAAAGGGUUGACAAGAACUCUGGACACAUAUUAUUGCGUGCAAUCUGGUGAGUUUGAACCUAUGUCUUUGGCUUUGUAUAUGUGUCGAUCUUGUUGUGUGUAAAAGUUUUGGACAGAAAUUAUGUUACGGGAAGUUUGAGCUCUGCUUAAUUAUGUGACUCUCUAUUCUGUAUAUGUGCGGACCUCUAAACUGUUUCUAUUGAUGGUACAAUUUAUUUGAUGAAA
Molecule: messenger RNA, 1815 nt
Organism: Sorghum bicolor (sorghum)
Lineage: Eukaryota; Viridiplantae; Streptophyta; Magnoliopsida; Poales; Poaceae
Product: UPF0481 protein At3g47200
Exons: 2
Coding region: 117-1601 (494 amino acids)
Source: RefSeq, a predicted model, not a curated record